Messenger RNA from Emiliania huxleyi CCMP1516, 2064 nucleotides. RefSeq lists its product as hypothetical. The coding region runs from base 27 to 1799 and encodes 590 amino acids. The record is from RefSeq and is a predicted model, not a curated record. NCBI's taxonomy places the organism in Eukaryota, Haptophyta, Isochrysidales, Noelaerhabdaceae. The transcript is spliced from 8 exons.
CGCGCAGCCCUUCGAUAAGGAAGCCAAUGAUAGAGCCGGUUAUUGGCCGCCGUCGCUCCAGCCUCGGUAGCGGCCGUAUGAGCCUCUCCGGCUCCGGGGUCGGCCUCGAGCGCCUCGCCAUCAUCCGUCAGACCACCGAGUUUGAGCACAGCCAGCAGGAGCUGCGGCUGUCCGACAGCGGCGACAUCGACGAGAACCUGGGCAGCGAGCAAUUCGCAAAGGAUGAGGGCGAGUUCCACUAUCUGUCGCCGCGCGGCAUCGCCGGCGUGUCGCGGCGCUCGCUCGGGCCGUGGCUCCGGCGGGCGGGCUGGGCUCUAUUUUGCUACCUCGCGCUGCUCGGCCUCAUCCGGCUGGUGGUGCAGUCUCUGGUCAACGUGUCGACGCUCGACAUCGUGGACUUUACGCUGCGGGAGCCAUGGCAGCACUCCGCCGCCGCCGUUGUCGACGGCACCCUUCACAUCCCCCUCUGGCUGCCGGUCGUGCCCGUGCUGACGGCGCCGCAGCUCGACGUGGUGCAUGACGGGCGCGCGUUAGCGGCGCUCCGUCCCGAGGCGGCGCUUCCUCUCGGGCACGGCGGGCGGCAGCCGGUCACAUUCGGCGGCCGCAUCUUUGUGUGGGACGAGGCCGCCUUCCGCCGCCUGGCUGACAGAAUGCUGCACCAGCCCGCCCUGCAGCUCGAGCUCUCCGGCCAGGUGAGCAUCGCGCUCCCUCUCCCUGCCAUGCUCGCCGGCACGCCGCUGCUCGGCGCCUUGCUCGACACCGUCUUCACGGUGCGGAUGAUCCGCCUGUCGAAGCGCGUCUCGAUUCGCGGCGCGGAUGGCCUACACGUCGUCUUCAACAGCUUCUCCUUCACCGACGGGCCGCCGCCGCCCGGCUGCGCGCCAGGCGCACAGCCGCCGCAGCCAGCGCGCCUCGAGCUGGCGGCCGGCGGGGAGAGGAGCGGCGUGCUGCCGCUGCCGCCGCCGCCCGGGAGCGUGGCGGGCGUCGACUGCUCCGCCGAUUCGCGGCCGCUCAGCGUGCAGCUCGAGGUGGCGAUCCACAACCCGUCGAGCUUCGCCUUCCUGCCGCUCGGCUCGGUCGAGAUGCUCAUCCAGUCGGCCGACCUCCAGCCCUUCGCGCGCUGCACCACGGUCGCCCCCAUCGGGCUGCCCCACGGCAACUCCACCAUCAUGCUCACCGGCACCAUCAACGUCGGCCAGAGCGAUGCCAACCGGCGCGCCUUCUCCGGCGCCCUCGAGAAGCUCCUCGCUGGCAAGCCGACGCCGCUCGAGCCCUCCUUCGCGCGCGUCUCCACCGCCCUCUAUGACUCCGCCCUCGGCGGCCUCACCGUCCCCGCCGACCUUCCGGGCCUUCCGGGCGGCGGCGCGCGCAUCUUCAACCGCGUCUCGCUCCUGCUCGACCCGGCAGCGAACCUAUUCGAGCUCGCGGGUCGGCCCAUCUGGGGCAACUCGCUGCACGACGCCGCGCGCUUGGACGUGACCAACCCGUUCAACGUCACCCUCGCCGUGCUCGGCCUCUCCGCCUCCGUCGAGUACGAGGGCGAGGCCAUCGCGAGCGUCGUCGUCCCGCAGCUGCUGCCGCCGGUGCUGCUGCCGCCGCUCUGGAGUGGCGUCGUCGACCGGCGCUUUCCCGUCGAGCUCGACGCGCCGAUCGCCAAGCUCCAGGCGCUGCUGGGCCGCCUCGCGUUUGGGUCCGUCGCCGUCUCGCUGCGCGCCAACAUCACGCUGCGCACGGGCAACCUGACCAACCUCACCGUCGCGUACAGACAGGAGAAUGUGAGCGUGGCGCUCGGGCGGUGACACGCCGCCGGGCCGUGUGCCUGUCCGUGGCCACAGCCAGGUCGCCCCUCGGCACCAAGCUACCUCGCCUCCUGUCUCUCCCUAUCUUUGCCGUGGCCGCAGCACACGCUCCACUCCGCACGCUCGGCCCAGCAGCUCCACUCCUAGCACCUCUCUACCUUGUCGAGUAUUCGGUGCCGCUGCACUCUCGAAAAAGUGUAUUUUCUCGGUUUAGGAAAUUCUUUUUUGCACAGUGUACCUGUGUUAGUGCCAGUGCGCGCCUAUC